This is a messenger RNA of Cicer arietinum (chickpea), 972 nucleotides long. RefSeq names its product BRI1 kinase inhibitor 1-like. Gene Ontology annotation, molecular function: kinase inhibitor activity. Lineage: Eukaryota; Viridiplantae; Streptophyta; Magnoliopsida; Fabales; Fabaceae. Gene Ontology annotation, cellular component: plasma membrane. The record is from RefSeq and is a predicted model, not a curated record.
AUGAGAAAAUCAACAACAUUCUCCUUCUCAAAAUUUCCUAAUAAUAAUAAAUCAAAAUUUUCUCCACCAUCUUUUGCAGCACUUGAUUUAUCACCAGCUGAUGAAAUUUUCUUCCAUGGUCAUUUACUUCCUCUCCAAAUCCUCUCACACUUUCCUUCAUCGAUAUCGCCUCGUUCUUCGACAAAUUCAAUGGAUAGUUUCACUCUCCCUAUUAGAGAAUUAUUCUCAGAAGAAGAUGAAAAUCUUCCAAAACAGAACAGUAGCAGCAGCAGCAGCAACAUCACAUUAGACAGCAAUAACAACAGCAAAAGAGAAAAAAACAACAAUAUAGGAAUAUCCAAAAAGGUAGAGGGUAAGUUCAAGUUUGCUUUUUCAUUAUUUAAUUCAACUAAAGAGGCAAAAGGGUCUCAAAUUAAAGAAGAAAAAGAGAAUCACAAGAAGAAAAAGAAGCUAAGGUUUGAUGUGAUGCAUGAAGUGAAAAAGUACUUGAAAAAAAUGAAGCCUUUUAUGUAUUUUAAAAGAGAGAAAAUUAGAGUUCAUAAAAAGUGUUAUUCUUAUAAUUCAGGAAAUGUAACUCCUAGAAAUAAGAAAUUAGAAUUGAAAAGUUGGAAUUGGAAAGGACAAUAUUCAGCACCAGCAUCAAUGAGAACUUCUCCAUCAAAUAGUGGUGUUUUAUUUGCAACAACAACACCUCUUCCUCAUGCUAGUGAUAGUACCAUGGAAGAGUUGCAGGGUGCUAUUCAAGCUGCAAUUACUCACUGCAAAAAUUCUUUUGCUAAAGAAGAAAAUCUCCAAUGCUGAUUUGUUUUUUGAGAUUUUUGCUUUUUUUUCUUACUAGAAUUAUAAUAUCCUUAUCAUUAAUUUCUUAUUUGAUAUUUAAAUUAUUGUGUUCAUUUUUUAUGAGCAAUAAAUUAGUGUACAUAAAAAUGUGUUAUUAUGAUGAUGAGAUUUAAAAGGAUAUUUAUAUUAUAA